AUGGGAGACACAGAAAUCAUGCUUUUUCAAAAUGAGGAAUUAAGAUAUGAGAACAGCCAAGUAUCUUUUGAUAUAAUUGAUUCUUCAGGCACAAAAAUGCAUAAUGGAUUAGGGAAAUUUUGUAUUACGACACAAAGGGUGUAUUUCAGCAACUCUCAAGGAGUUUGGGAAAAGGCUUUAGAAGAAAUCGGUGUUCAUGCAAUUUCUAGAGACCCAAGAAAUUUUGGUGCACCUUGCUUGUAUUGUCAACUUUUGGCUGAGGAUAUUUGCCAAUGGAUUUUUAUUCCUCAAGAUCAAAAUGAGCUUAAGCCUAUGUUUGGUAUUUUUACUCAAUGUGUAUCUAAUGCACCAUGUGAAAGCAGUCAUAUGGAAGAAGAUUUAUAG
Molecule: messenger RNA, 384 nt
Organism: Blepharisma stoltei
Lineage: Eukaryota; Ciliophora; Heterotrichea; Heterotrichida; Blepharismidae
Source: the annotation of a GenBank genome assembly